Tribolium castaneum (red flour beetle) is the source of this 3919-nucleotide messenger RNA. Its product is annotated as cilia- and flagella-associated protein 61. The record is from RefSeq and is a predicted model, not a curated record. Bases 16 to 3900 code for a protein of 1294 amino acids. Lineage: Eukaryota; Metazoa; Arthropoda; Insecta; Coleoptera; Tenebrionidae. The transcript is spliced from 8 exons.
CUCAACUGCAAGAAAAUGCACAGUUUACUGACUUUUGUCCUAUCGCCCGAUAAUGUGAGACGUCUUGGACCACAAAACGCCAAAGAAGUGGAAAAAUUGACAUUGAAAAAUACCGAGUAUUUGUUCGGGGACACGCCGGUGGACAAACAACUUAAGCGGAAUUAUGUCUCCUUGGGGGUUUACAACGACUUGGAGGAGUUGGCUGGAGUGAUAUGUUUUAAUUGUUUUCCCAACAUCCCGGCGCUACCGCCAUGGGAGUGGGCCUAUUGGCUGCACAACAAGUACCACAUUGAUAACAUGACACCCAUGACCACGCUGUGGAUACACUACGCGGUUUGGGACCGCAGGUACACCACACUGUUCUUCAAACCCAUCCUGCAUUCACUCUUCCUGACCUAUGAACCCAUCGACACCGUCUGUAUGGUCUGUCCGCCCGGAAUCCAACGCCUGGACUUCAUUGAUGAGUACACCACAAGGGUACUACCAUAUGGUUUCACGAACCCAUCAAAAGUCCAGACCAUCUACGUAGCAAAAAAAGUCGAUUUUGUGGCUCACUACGUCAUACGGCGCGCUGUUGAAGAAGACAACGACGACCUCGUGGCCAUUAUCCCAAAAAUCAUCGAAGAGACCUAUGGCCAGUACUACAUUUCCGAGCUUUUGAGCAACUUGGACGAGUCUGGACGCCAGAUCAUUGUGGCGGAGCACCGAGGGUGCGCUGUAGGUGUCUUGUGUUUGAACGAAGAGGUCAACUAUGACCUCCUGAAUGAAGAGUUUGAGUUGGUACCGUUCAACGGUUUGAGGAAACACGAUGCUGACGAUGAAGUACUCAAAACGCAAGUCUUGAGCGCGACUGCAAUCCCAGUUUUGGAAGAUAGUACCGAGCGUUUGUCCAAUACCAGCCUCCAGGAGGAGACGCGCGAAGAGUCAGCUGCGGAGCAAGACGACCAGGACAACAUCUCCGACGAUGAGUUUUCUCUAGUCAACUUAUCGUCGUCCCUUAUUUUCAAUUUCUUGUACGAAGAGGACGAAACUAGUGAUCACUUUUUGAUGUCGGAGAGUGAAACUAGUAUCGAAAGCCACUUCAGUGCUGUUGUGCUGAACGAAGAGUACGAGGAUCACUUGUAUAACGCUGAUCGGAGUGGGGGUGGGGGUGAUGUCGAAGGGGAUGAAAAACGCAUCCCUCGACGGAAAGAAUCCAAACUGGAUAAUAUCACAAUCCCGACGUAUUAUGGCGAACCGAAUGCUUUCGCUCUUGAAAUUUGUACAGCGAUGGAUGAUCAUGAGAACUGUCUUUAUUUACUAUUCCAGGCGGCGUUUGAGUGUUUUCCAGAUAGGGAGUAUCUGAUUGUUUCGUUACCGACCGAGACACAGAUGUGUUAUUUGAAGAAACACUUUGCAAGGGUCACACCGAGACCCAACUCGGUGUUUAAUCACGAGUUGUAUGUUUUGCACAAGAGUGCGAUUUUGGGGACUUUGUGGGCAAGAGUGGCAGUUUCGGAGGAUAAGCCUUUGGUUAGCGAAUUGGUGGCGACUUUGAGUAAGCCAUCAAUUGUGGAAGAUUUAUUCAAGGAAGCGGUGGAUAGUAAGAUGGGGCAGUUUAAGGCCUAUACGUUUUUCUGCGAAGAGCAGAUGAUCGGGUGUGCGAUCGUCAGCGAAGAAGAAGAACACGAAUACCUUGAACUCCACUACAACGUCGAUCCUUGGCUAAGCCCCAAAGAAACACGUUUUGGAACCUACGGCUCUUUAGAACAAUUCCUCCUAUCUCCAAUUUUUCAACGCCAUAUCAACUUCUUCACUCGCGAAUUGCACCGUUUGAGCGACUUUGACGUCCUGUUUUACCGACUCAAACGCUACGACUACAUCUACAGCCACAGGAGCCUCCCUAUCGUCAACGCCAUCAUAAACAUGAUCCCCGUACUCCCGAAUCGAGUCCCCGAAUACAGCAAACAAAUAACCGACGAAUUUCUCCUUCCCACGUGUUUGCAAAAACACCACCAACCGUUCGGACUCUACCUAUCAUCACUUCGCCUAAGCAGCAUGCCCAAGAUCGAAAUCAACCAAAAAAUGGUCAUUAUAGGUGCAGGACUUACAACAAUUUCGUUUCUCGAAUCGUUGAUUUUUGGUCGUAACCCCAAUUAUUUGAUCGUUUUCACGAACAUAACUGUCGUAAGCCCGCACGGGGUGACCUACCAUAAGCCUCCAAGUCAGGUCAGGGAGAUGGUUUUUGUGAACGAUGGUCACGUUGAUCGCCGAUAUAUCGAUGCAAUUUCGUUAAAAACGUACGUCCAUGUUGUGACAGGUGUUAUGACUUCGAUUAACCGCAAGGAAAAGUACGUGGGUUUGAAUGACGAGUCGUACCUUCCGUACGAUUAUCUCUUCCUGAUGUGCGGUGAGCAGUUCCAGAAACCACCACUCAGGAAGAAAGAAGUCGUGAAGAAGCGAACAGAGUUCCCGCAGAACGUCUUCAUAAUUAACACAGAAGUGGACGCUGGGAACGCCUUCAAUGCGCUGAAAAGCCUAACUUCGGGGCAAAAGCAGGGCAAUAUGGUGGUUUUUGGUCAUUAUUUGGAAGCUUGUUGUUGUUUGGCUGCGUUACUUGAGUUCGGGGUUGCGGGAAGUAACCUGGUUUACAUCGAUCCGAACCCUGAUAGUUCCCUGAGACAGGAUCGACACGAGCAUUUGACUCAGUUUUUUAAUGAUAGUGCUGUGGAGACGGCAGUACUUGACGAGAUCCUUUACCAAGGGAUUACCAUCUAUCAGGAUUUUAAUUUCGUUGAGUGGCAUCUAGAUUCCACCAAAAACUUCAUAACGUCGGCGAAAUUCGAAUCCAAGUAUAAGUUUGUGGAAAUUGAGCUUUCGGCGCUUUUUAUCUACCAUUCGAAAGGUGUGAGUGCUCGCACGUUCCAAGCUAUCGCCCGUAGUGGGCUUGUGUUCAACGGACGUUUGGUCAUUGAUAAGGAUUAUCAAACCAAUGAUCCUUCCAUCUAUGGUGCCGGACCCUUGACCAUGUACUCGAAGAAGUACUACGCGGAACAUUUGAGUCACAAGUACUACAAUCCAAGGGAGAUCGGAUAUAAUCUAGGUUCAGCGAUUCGGAAGAAGUUAGUACCGGAGCAGUUCUGGGAUCCCCCGGUCAAGGAAACAUUGAUUCAUCAACCGGUGGUUCAAAUUUGCAAAUUCCCCGGAAACUUGUGCUAUUUGAACGUGUUUAAAGCUGGUCGGCCGGUACCACUAGAUGUGGCCACCAACAAGUGCAAUUAUGGCCGUGUUUUGAAAACCGGCGAUUGUAAGAGAUUGGAUAAGCAAGGGUACUUCCGCCUGCACUUGAACCAGUUUCAAACCGUCGAAACCAUCACCUGUUUGGCCAAAUUUGACUUGAAAGUGCACAAUUUGAUCAAUUUGUGGGGCAAACACGAGAUACUCCUUAAUCAUCUCUUGUUGCGGUACGAUUUGGGGAUGAUCCCCGAUAUGUUCCAGUUUUUCGACGAGCCUUGGGCUUGUGCUAUUUAUCACAGAGACUUUCCAAGGGUCAUUGACGAAAUCUCUGAGUUGUUACUGACGGCGGAAACCAACGAAGGGGUGAAACUAGUCGAUGAAGUCCGCGCUCAGUUGGAGAAAAAUGACUGGAACCCGUUGACGAAAAUACAAACCGACGAAAUUGAAGAAAUGUGUCGGGAUACAAGCUUGAUUCCUUUGAUUGAGAGAAAGGUUUUGGACUUUUUGCACGAUAAUUUCAUGUAUUUGCCCAUGUAUGUGCACCAGUUGUUGAUCAGGUGGAUUUUGCAUCAAAUUCAAACGAGUCCCUUGUUCGUCAAAACGACGUUCAUUUCAAACACUAGGAAGAGUUUUUCGCCGGGGAUUCCCUUCCUGAUGCGGCCCACACAGUCGAGGAUGGAAUAAAAUAUGAUACAGUAGAGAA